AUGGGGGUUUUCCAAGCAGUCUUUAAAUGCACCAUGGAAGGAUUGACACUCUGGGAUCGUGAUGACUUGGAAAAAGACAAAAGAGAAACCCCACAACCAAACAGUGACUUUGAGAUAGUUGCUUCUGAAUCAAUUGAGGACAAAUCUUCAGUCCUGAAUGUUGAAGCAUCUUUGAAAGCAAGUUUUUUAGGUGGCCUAGUUAAAGUUGAAGGAUCAGCCAAAUACCUCAAUGAUCAGAUGACGUCCAAAAAUCAAGCCAGAGUAACACUGAAGUACAAAGCUACCACAAAGUUCCAAGAAUUAUCAAUGAAUCAUCUUGGAAGAGGCAACAUGAAGCAUCCAUAUGUUUUUCAGAACAAAAUAGCAACACAUGUGGUCACAGGCAUUCUGUAUGGAGCUCAAGCAUUUUUUGUCUUUGACCAAGAAAAAUCUGAGACAGAAAAUCACCAAGACAUUCAUGGCAACUUGAAAGUUUUGAUUGACAAGAUUCCAACCCUAACUAUUGAAGGUGAAGGUUCCUUACACAUGGAAGAUAAGGACAAGGAAUUAAUGCAGAAGUUCUCCUGUAAGUUUUAUGGAGACUUCCUACUUGAGAAAACUCCAACAACCUUCCAGGAUGCAGUAGCAGUUUACCAAAGCCUGCCCAAGCUGCUGGGGGCCAGUGGAGAAAAUGCCGUACCAAUCAAGGUCUGGAUGCUGCCUCUGACUAACUUAGAUUCUUCUGCAGCUAAACUUGUCCGUGAAGUAAGUAUUAGGUUAGUUCAAGAAGUACAAAGUGUCCUGGAGGAGCUCAGUGACCUGGAAAUAAGGUGCAAUGAUGCAAUGAAAAACCCUACAACACAGCAGUUUCCACAGAUUAUCAAAAAACUUAAUCAUUUUAAAAGUUUGUGUUCUGAGUUCAGGCUUGAAUUUCAACAAACGAUAGCAAAGAAACUCCCAUCAAUCCGAGGAGGAGGAGAAGAAGAGUCUGAGCUUGCAAAUGUCUUGAAGGAGAUUCAAUCCUCACCUUUCAACAGCAAAAACCUCAAUGGCUGGAUUGACUGCAAAGAGAGAGAAAUACAUACCCUGAAAUCCUACACCAGGAUGAUGAAGAACACCAAAAUCAUCCCAUCUCAAAAUAUCCUUGAUGAAGAAGUUCUCAAUGCAGAGCAUGCUGUGUGUUUUGUCUUCAGCUCACUGGAAAGAGAUGAACCGUUCCUCUCUGCUUUGCUGAACUACCUCAAAAGCAAAACCAACUCAGAUGAUUCACACAGUUAUGAUAUCGAGAAGGAACAAUGGUAUCUCUCAAACAACUUGGCAGAUGAAAUGAGAACAAAAGUAAAACUCUUCAAAGACUUCGCAGAGGCCAACACUGAGACCAAGAGCUCAGCAUUCCUGGCAGUAGGUCUAACAGAUGAGAAACAUGAAGGUUCAACCAUCUACCUUUAUAAAGACGGAUUCCUCAUCAGUGAAAACUUUGAGCCUCCUUCUAAGCCUGAAACUGUGACAGCUGCUGACAUAAACCACAGCAGUGUGACUCUGAAGGUUUCUCCUCCCAGCUUUGGAGCAGAGAGCGUCACAUCCUACUCUGUUGAGUUCUGUGUCAUUGGACAAGAUGAAUGGAAACAACAGACUGAACCAAAAUCAUCAGAAAUCACAGUGACCCAACUGCAGCAAACACAGAGUACAUGUUCAGAUGCAGAGCAGUGACCUCAGCAGGUGUUGGACCGGCCAAUGUCAUCAAUGAUCCCAUUAAAACUUUACCCUGCAGCCCUCCUGGAGAACCGCAAGGUGAACCAAACUCUUCUGAGAUAUCAGUGAGUUGGGAGAAACCUGCAGAGCUCGGACCAGAUGUUCAC
Molecule: messenger RNA, 1838 nt
Organism: Poeciliopsis prolifica (blackstripe livebearer)
Lineage: Eukaryota; Metazoa; Chordata; Actinopteri; Cyprinodontiformes; Poeciliidae
Product: neoverrucotoxin subunit alpha-like
Exons: 2
Coding region: 1-1689 (562 amino acids)
Molecular function (GO): protein binding
Source: RefSeq, a predicted model, not a curated record